GAUCUAAAUCAACGCAAGGGCCACUGGGUAGAACAUUUGUAAUUCAAAGUCUCGUAUAUUUCGCAAUGGUGUCCAGUCUAAAUCUCAUCACUGGAGCAUUUUACCUCACCAAUAAUACGGACUUGGAAGGACAUGGACUUACUUUCGCCUUGAAUUUAUCAGAUGUUUUUGUAUGCCGACUUAUUCUCAGUCUCCGACGUCAAGUAACUCCAACCGAGUCAACUCAGCUCGAAGAACAAUCUAGGAUUGUUCGAGAGGCCCUAGAUGCUCUGGAUACACCGAACGAGGUCUGAAUAAGCCAAACCCACUUAAAAGCUUCACGAAAUAUUUAUGCUGCCCACGGUAAGGUAGUUAUUCAUCUCGUCAUGGCUUCUAUCAAGCUGCUUUUCGUCAGUAGAUACAUUCUGCGAGCGACAUUUUCGACCUGUGCCGCCUGGAUAAGUAAGAUUAAUAAUAGAUAGUAUUUCGGGCAUUUUAAAAGGGGCUAUUAUAGAUGAAUGUCGUUGGAU
Serpula lacrymans var. lacrymans S7.9 is the source of this 509-nucleotide messenger RNA. RefSeq lists its product as uncharacterized. The record is from RefSeq and is a predicted model, not a curated record. The transcript has 6 exons. The coding region runs from base 66 to 293 and encodes 75 amino acids. Lineage: Eukaryota; Fungi; Basidiomycota; Agaricomycetes; Boletales; Serpulaceae.